AUUGACUACAGUGUCGACUUUACACACUCGUUCAGUUGAACAAUUAAUUCACACCAUUGAACAAGUUCCUCACAAUUGCACUUAUACGCAUAAAUUCGUAAGGAAACAAUUGUAAAACCAUGACACUUGGUGAGGAGCAACAAAAAACUGUUCAGGGAUACGCGAAAACAGAGUCUUUGAGAAAUACCAAAUUGAUUAAACAUAGCGAAUCUAUGGAUAAUGGAUGCGUCGAGAAACCAAAUGGCAAUGCAAAGCAUCAUCAAAAGCAGAACGACGAAACUAUUUUAUUUCUGCGAGCAGCUCGUAGUGGUGACAUUGGAAAAGUACUUGAAUUCAUCAAUGAUGGUCUAAUCAUGGACAUUAAUAGCUGUAAUGCGAACGGGUUGAACGCUUUACAUCUGGCAGCAAAGGAUGGAUUUGUUGAUAUUUGCAAUGAGCUCUUAAAACGAGGCAUCAACGUAAACAGUGCAACAAAAAAAGGCAACACAGCACUACAUAUUGCAUCGUUGGCUGGCCAACAGCAAGUGAUCAAACAGCUUAUACUCUAUAAUGCCAAUGUGAAUGUGCAGUCACUGAAUGGAUUUACUCCAUUGUAUAUGGCUGCGCAGGAGAAUCACGAUGGCUGUUGUCGUCUACUGCUUAGUAAAGGUGCGAACCCAUCACUGGCUACUGAGGAUGGUUUUACUCCUUUAGCCGUUGCAAUGCAGCAAGGGCAUGAAAAGGUUGUAGCUGUGCUUCUCGAGAGCGAUGUGCGCGGCAAGGUGCGUUUGCCAGCCCUUCAUAUUGCGGCCAAGAAGAAUGAUAUUAAUGCCGCCAUUAUGCUGUUGCGUCAAGAUACAAAUGCUGAUAUUGUAUCCAAAUCUGGUUUUACUCCUCUUCAUAUUGCAGCACAUUAUGGUAAUCGCGAAUUUGCUGAAUUAUUGCUCGAGCACGGUGCUAACGUAAAUUUUACUGCAAAACACAACAUUACGCCACUACACGUCGCUUGCAAGUGGGGUAAGACAGAAGUUUGUCGUCUUCUACUUGCUCGGCAAGCUCAAAUUGAUAGUACUACCCGAGAUGGUCUUACUCCGCUCCAUUGCGCAGCGCGCUCUGGUCAUGUUGAUGUUAUAGAGCUGCUGUUGUCUCUGAAUGCACCGAUUAUGUCUAAAACAAAGAACGGAUUAUCAGCACUCCAUAUGUCAUCUCAGGGCGAACACGACGAGGCGGCGCGAAUUCUACUCGACCAUAAGGCACCCGUUGACGAAGUCACCAUUGACUAUUUGACAGCGCUUCAUGUCGCCGCCCAUUGUGGCCAUGUGCUCGUGGCUAAGUUAUUGCUAGACUAUGGCGCUGAUCCGAAUUCCCGCGCUCUAAACGGAUUUACACCUUUGCAUAUUGCCUGCAAAAAAAACCGUCUUAAGGUGGUGGAAUUGUUAUUGAAACACGGCGCUAGCAUUUCAGCCACCACAGAAUCUGGACUGACACCAUUGCACGUCGCAAGCUUUAUGGGAUGCAUGAAUAUUGUUAUAUACUUGCUGCAACAUGAUGCAAGUCCUGAUAUGCCAACUGUACGCGGAGAGACUCCACUUCAUUUGGCUGCACGCGCAAACCAGAAUGAUAUUAUUCGAAUAUUAUUGCGGAAUGGAGCCAAGGUAGAAUCCAUUGCUCGUGAAGGGCAAACUCCGUUGCAUGUCGCUGCACGUCUUGGUAAUAUUGACAUAAUUAUGUUGAUGAUACAGCAUGGUGCCGAUGUUAAUGCCAAAACGAAGGAUAUGUACACAGCCUUGCACAUUGCAGUAAAAGAAGGACAUGAGGAAGUAUGUCAAUUGUUAAUCGAAAACGGGGCACAGCUCGAUGCAAUCACAAAGAAGAGCUUCACUCCACUGCAUUUGGCUAGUAAAUAUGGCAAAACGAAAGUGGCAGAUCUCAUACUACGAAAGGGCGGUGCCAUCGAUUGUCAGGGCAAGAAUGAAGUCACUCCCUUACAUGUGGCCGUCCAUUAUGACCAUCAGCCCGUAGUUUUGUUACUUUUGCAUCAUGGCGCAUCCACGCAAAUCGCCGCACGUAAUGGUCACACUGCUCUUCAUAUUUCGGCUAAGAAGAAUAAUUUGGAAAUUUCACAGCAGCUACUACAACGCGGUGCUCAAGUUGAUGCUCUAAGCAAAUCGGGCUUUUCCCCUCUUCACUUGGCUGCUCAGGAGGGUCAUGUUAAUUUAGCUCAGCUGCUGCUUGAGCACAAGGCGAAUGCCAACAUUGCUGCUAAAAAUGGUUUAACACCCUUACAUUUAGCUGCCCAGGAAGGCAAUGUUGCCGUGUCACAAGUUCUACUUGAUGCGGGUGCUAAUAUUUCAGAGCGCACUAAAUCAGGAUAUACACCUCUUCAUAUUGCUGCCCACAAUAAUCAAAUCAAUGAAAUAAAAUUAUUACUUGAAAAUGAUGCCAAUAUUGAGAUGACAACUACAGUGGGUUACACGCCACUUCAUCAAGCAGCCCAGCAAGGCCAUACCCUGGUCAUUAAUCUGCUGCUUCGACAUAAGGCCAAUCCUAAUGCUGUUACAAAAAAUGGACAGACAGCUUUAGAUAUUGCUAAUAAUCUAGGUUACGUAACUGCUGUGGAGACUCUAAAGGUCGUAACGGAAGUAUCAGUAAUUGAUGUAACGACCGGAGUGUUGGAGGAAAAAUACAAGGUGGUCGCUCCAGAAUUUAUGCAUGAAGCACUGCUAUCUGAUUCCGAGGAAGAAGGUUGUUGCGACGAACUUUUUGAUCAUAAUCAAUACAAAUAUAUGGCUACUGAAGAGUUGAGAAACACAACUGAUGAUCAUGAUAAUAAUAACUUUGAUACCACUAAUCCAGGGCACGAUUUGCUGGAUGGAUCGGCUUUUGCGCCUGUAAGCGAAACAGAAAAUUCGAAAAUAAAUGAUUUUAAUUUGAAUGCAUGUGCAGAAAAGAAGUCGGAUAAUGUAAAUGUCGUCCGACCUAUUCAUUUGGGAUUUCUCGUUUCAUUUCUGGUUGACGCGCGAGGCGGCUCAAUGCGUGGUUGUCGUCACAGUGGUGUUCGCAUUAUUGUUCCACCCAAAGCUUGCGCAGAACCAAUGCGAAUCACUUGUCGUUACGUCAAGCCACAACGUGUUGCUAAUCCCCCUCCCUUGAUGGAAGGUGAGGCAUUGGUGAGUCGCAUAUUAGAAAUGUCACCAACUGAGACUACAUUUCUAAGCCCAAUUAUUUUGGAAGUGCCGCAUUUUGGGUCAUUGCGUGAGAGGGAGCGGGAAAUUAUUAUAUUACGAUCGGACAACGGAGAAAGUUGGCGCGAGCAUUGCUUAUACGAUAAUGAGGACCAUCAAUUGAAUGAAAACAUAGAUACCGAAUUGAAUCCCUUAGAGGAUUUACACACCAACCGCAUCAUUCGCAUUGUUACUCACAAUUUACCGCAUUUCUUUGCCGUGGUCUCUCGUAUCCGUCAAGAGGUACAUGUCAUUGGACCAGAUGGCGGCACUGUUUGUUCUACAUCUGUUCCCGAAGUCCAAGCUAUAUUUCCAUCACAUGCACUAACCAAAAAAAUACGCGUUGGACUGCAAGCGCAACCAGUCGAUUUAAUUGGAUGCUCGAAGCUUUUGGGACAGAGCGUAGCUGUCUCGCCUGUGGUUACUGUUGAGCCACGUCGCCGGAAGUUCCACAAAGCAAUCACAUUGAGCAUUCCAGCACCACAAACCUGCAAUCAGGGCAUGGUAAAUGCAUCCUAUGGAGCCAUGAAUGCACCUACACUUCGGCUUCUGUGUUCCAUAACUGGUGGUCAGAAUCGUGCUGUUUGGGAGGAUGUAACAGGAUCAACGCCAUUGGCUUUCGUCAAAAGCAGUGUUAGUUUCACCACUACGGUGUCAGCGCGAUUUUGGUUAAUGGAUUGCCGUAAUGUUUCCGAUGCUGGACGCAUGGCAACAGAGCUUUAUGCAUACAUGGCACAAGUACCAUUUGUCGCCAAGUUUGUGGUGUUUGCCAAGAAAAUUUCAAGCACAGAAGCAAAGCUAUCUGUCUUUUGUAUGACGGACGACAAAGAGGAUAAGACACUCGAGCAACAAGAGUACUUUAAAGAGGUAGCCAGAAGUCGUGACAUUGAGGUUCUGCAAGAUCAAAAUAUUUAUCUUGAGUUUGCUGGCAAUUUGGUGCCCAUGCUGAAAUCGGGAGAACAAUUAAAUACAAAAUUUCAAGCUUUUCGCGAAAAUCGCUUAUCCUUCUUAGUUCGCAUUAAAGACCAAGAGCAAUCCCUGAGUCGCAUCAGCUUCAUGAGCGAACCGAAAGUGCGACCUGGUGAGCCGCCAUUGGAGCCCAUGUGUGCUCUAAACAUAUCGCUCAGCCCCGAUGUUUUUAAUAAUGAUCGCCAACCCGAAUGUCAAACUAUAAGUAAUUAUAUAUAUAAUAUAGAUCAAGGUCUGACCUAUAAGGAUCUGAUAAAUGCCGAAAUAAAAGCCAGUUCUAAAGCAAUUUCUAUUGAUGCACUUGAAAGAAUACAAUGUGCUGAUAUGAAAUUGUCUGAUAUAUCUAAUUUGAUUGGCAAUGAUUGGCCUCAUUUGGCUAAACAUUUGGGUGUUCCACAAACCGAUAUCGAUCUGGUUAGAGAUGAGUAUGCUGAUAAGGAUGAUGAACAACAAUGUUUAAUGAUGCUAAGACUUUGGAUGUCACAAAAUAGUUCGACUGCUACUGGUAAUUCAAUGUCGCAGGCUUUAGAUCAAAUGGGACGAAACGAUAUUGUAGAGCAGUGCAUGUUCAACUUACAUCCAGUCACGGAUCAAUUGGAACGGGGAUUAGCUACAAUGAGAAUGCAGUCACCUCAACAUGAACUUUCUAACGAUGAUGCUGGUGAUUUAUUGAACGGGAAAAUAAUCAACUCAAUGGAAUAUCAAUCAAAUAAUGCAUUAAUCGAAUCCAAUAACGACAAUGACGAAGGUAGAACCAUACCGAAAUCCGAGCUACAAGAGAUGAAGACGGUUUAAACAAGAAAACAAUAAAGCGGAACUUUCGGAUGGAUAUCAUAUCACAAAUAUUUUCAUCUUGGUAUAUGACAAGUUUUUUGUUACCAAACCCCAGUUAAAUAGUUAUUUGACUCCAAUGUUUCUUAUUUAUUUAUUUAUUCGUGAAUUCAGUAACGGUUUCUAAUAAUUCUGCUAAACAUACUGUCAAACUGUAAAACUCACACUAUAAUAUAUAUUAUAUAUUGUGCAUUGUUAUUAAAUAAAAAACGGUACAUAAAUAAA
Molecule: messenger RNA, 5228 nt
Organism: Drosophila albomicans
Lineage: Eukaryota; Metazoa; Arthropoda; Insecta; Diptera; Drosophilidae
Product: ankyrin-3
Exons: 12
Coding region: 120-4967 (1615 amino acids)
Biological process (GO): signal transduction
Molecular function (GO): protein binding
Source: RefSeq, a predicted model, not a curated record